Nylanderia fulva is the source of this 1573-nucleotide messenger RNA. RefSeq names its product lysosomal aspartic protease-like. NCBI's taxonomy places the organism in Eukaryota, Metazoa, Arthropoda, Insecta, Hymenoptera, Formicidae. The record is from RefSeq and is a predicted model, not a curated record. Gene Ontology annotation, biological process: cell death; proteolysis. Gene Ontology annotation, molecular function: aspartic-type endopeptidase activity. Gene Ontology annotation, cellular component: lysosome.
UACCGCUGUCGAUAUCGAUAGUCAGCAGUUGCAAGAGCGCUGGUGGUCAAGUACGCCUCAUUUUUUGUCUGGUCGCAAAGCGCAGAAAGAAAUUGGACGCUGAAAGUUUCGCGAUUCGAAGCCGAAAUCGCCAAAAUCAUGUUUCGACUUCUCGUCGCUACUGCACUUUUUGUGCUGAUCGACGCGCAGAUCCAAAGAAUUUCAUUGCACAAGAUACAGUCUAUUCGAAGAACUUUGGAGGAAGUUGACACUGAGCUGGAACAGUUUCGUUUGAUCAAUGCUAAUUCUUCUCUCAUACCAGAACCUUUGUCUAAUUAUAUGGAUGCUCAAUAUUAUGGUGUUAUCGGCAUUGGAACUCCGCCGCAGGAGUUUAAAGUAAUUUUUGAUACUGGUUCCUCAAAUCUUUGGGUGCCAUCCAAAAAUUGCCAUAUUACCAAUAUUGCUUGCUUAUUACAUCACAAAUAUAAUAGUAAAAAAUCCAGCACAUAUAAAAAAAAUGGUACUGAUUUCGCUAUUCAAUAUGGGUCUGGCAGCCUGUCUGGAUACUUAUCUACAGAUGUAGUGACUAUUGCCGGCCUCAAUGUUCAGGAUCAAACAUUCGCAGAAGCGAUCAGUGAGCCAGGCUUAGCGUUCGUCGCUGGAAAGUUUGAUGGUAUCUUGGGUAUGGGUUACUCUACAAUAUCCGUCGAUGGAGUGACACCUGUCUUCUACAACAUGGUCAAACAAAACUUAGUACCACAAGCCGUUUUCAGCUUUUAUCUAAAUCGAGACCCUUCAGCCGACAUGGGUGGUGAGUUAAUAUUGGGUGGCUCUGAUCCUGCUUAUUACGAUGGCGACCUCACAUAUGUUCCUGUUACUCGCAAAGGAUAUUGGCAAUUUGCUAUGGACAAACUCAGUGUAAGCAAUCAAACCCUGUGCCCGAAUGGCUGCCAAGCUAUCGCUGAUACAGGCACCUCCUUGAUAGCUGGACCAGUAGAAGAUGUUAAAGUUAUUCAUAAACUAAUCGGAGCUACUACUUUAAUUAGUGGACAGGCAAUAGUGAAUUGUAAUCAAAUUCCUAACUUGCCUGUAAUCGAUUUUGUUUUGGGUGGUAAAACAUUCAGUCUUUCUGGUGAAGACUAUAUUCUUAAGGUCACACAGAUGGGCCAAACGAUUUGUCUAAGCGGCUUCAUGGGUUUUGAUAUCGGAUCGCAUGGACUACAAUGGAUUCUGGGCGAUGUAUUUAUUGGCCGUUAUUACACCGAGUUCGAUUUAGACAACGACCGAGUAGGAUUCGCCCCAGCAAAAUAAAUCGUCGAUUGUCUUUUCUUAAAGUUACCAUUAGAUUUAACUUACGUUAUGAAUAAUUAAGCAAAAAUUUGAUUUUUUUUAAAUAGCGCUUGAUGCUUAUUGUAAUUUUUACUUUUAUUAUCCAUUCAGUACAUACUAUAUGUGAUAUGUGUGUUUGAAAAAGGAAGAUGUAAUGUAAUAUCUUCCAAUAAUUUUAUAUCAUCUCAUUCAGCAUACAAUUAUUAUAAGAUCAUGUCUGAAUAGAUAAAUAAGUCUGUUAUAAAAUAUAUAUCCUUUUCAUGUA